This is a messenger RNA of Caretta caretta (loggerhead turtle), 4071 nucleotides long. It is a transcript of the gene LEPROT, whose product is annotated as leptin receptor overlapping transcript. Gene Ontology annotation, biological process: negative regulation of growth hormone receptor signaling pathway; late endosome to vacuole transport via multivesicular body sorting pathway. Gene Ontology annotation, cellular component: endosome. The record is from RefSeq and is a predicted model, not a curated record. NCBI's taxonomy places the organism in Eukaryota, Metazoa, Chordata, Testudines, Cheloniidae.
GAGCUAACCGGGGCGGGGUGUCUCCGUUAGCGGAAGCCGGAAGUAUCCGCAGCCCGCAGAUCCGCUCGGCGCCCCGGAAAGCGGAGCUCGCGCUACAGUCUCUGCUCCCCGCGACCAUGGCGGGGGUGAAAGCCCUUGUUGGUUUAUCCUUCAGUGGAGCCAUUGGUCUAACGUUUCUUAUGUUGGGAUGUGCCCUAGAAUAUUAUGGUGUGUACUGGCCCCUGUUUGUCUUGAUAUUUUAUGUCCUUUGUCCCAUUCCUCACUUCAUUGCAAAAAGAGUAAGCGAUGACACUGAUGCCGCUAGCAGUGCCUGCAGGGAAUUGGCAUAUUUCUUCACAACUGGAAUUGUUGUUUCUGCCUUUGGAAUGCCUAUAAUUCUUGCACGUGUUGAAGCGAUCAAGUGGGGAGCCUGUGGUCUUGUGCUAGCUGGCAACACAGUCAUUUUUCUUACCAUUUUAGGCUUUUUUCUUGUAUUUGGUAGAGGAGAUGACUUUAGCUGGGAGCAGUGGUAGGACUUCACUAUAAUUAUGGUGAUAUGCAACACACAUGUUUAUAUACUGUAUAUAUGUAUGUGUGUAUGUUGGAAUGUUUGUGCCUGCACAUGUAGCCUUAUGCUAUCCGAACAUAAUUAUGCUUUUUUACAGUUGUAUGUCAGCCAAAUUAAGGGCAAAGAGCCUUCUGACAGCUUUUUUUAAAUAGGUACAGAAUAAGCUGAAAUCACAAUUGCUAAAUCUGUCCUUAAAUCUUUGUUUACACAGUGUGCACUAUUUUAUUGAUUUUUAGUUUUUAAUUUUGAUAUAAUACUAUUGGUAUGUAUGUUGGAAGUCAGCUAACAUAUCUGACAUUUUUAACAGCAUAAUCAAAAUGGGCCUAUAUAUUGACUAUACUGUUUAGUCUUCUGGUUUCGCUAACUUGAUUAACUUCCGUUUUGUGACUAGGAUGGAACAAAUAUUUGCCUUUGUAUUCAAAUAAUUGUAAUUUUCAGUAGCUUGUUCUCUCAGUUUAAAAAAAAAAAACCCAUUGAAUACCUAUAAUAGCUGCUGCCAAGUUUCUCUUUUCUAAUCCACGAUAAAGGGAGAGUGAGAAGUAUUGGAUGUUCUAGGAUGCUAUGUUGUAAUUUCUCUGCAUUCUCAGGCUCACCUUUGUAUUAAUGGCCCAUAGUGCACCACCAGAAGACCACAUCUGGUCUUGGAACUCACUACUACAGGUAAAGGGAAGUAGAUUCAACAAACACCCUCCCCUCCACUCGUAUUCAGGAGUCAACAAAUAGAAAAGGAAAAUAUUGUGUUUUCAUCCCACUCUAGUUGUACUGUGGGUGUAUGUUGGGGGUAAUCUGAUAACUCCAUUUUAAUGUCUUACCAUGUUAUAAACUGACAUUACUUCUUAUGUAUAGUUUCCCCACCAAAGAAAUAUUUCAAACUGCUGUCAGAAAGUUUAUAAUCAGAAUGCAUUGAACACCUCUGUUGUAUUGUGGGUCAAAUGCCUGAAUUAUAAAGAAGUGAAGUGUUCCAGUUAGACGUCUUUAAUACAGCAGAUACUAUAGGACUUGGUAUUUCCUCAGUUCUUGUCAAUUUUUUUCAAAUGCUUUUACUCAAACUCUUACUUUCAACUCUUGUAAGAAAAAAUGGUAAUAUUCAAACAGUACAAUAUAUUUUAAAUGUCAUUAUUCUAAUAAACAUUUACAUAAUCACACUAUUAUUAUAUUAGCAAAUUUUACUACUAUGAGACAGUGAAUCCUUCAGAUUGUGAAGGAAGCAUUUAAUUUUGUAGAGGUUUAUUCUGACGUGACCUUAACUUUAGAGGCAUAUGUAAUAAAUUUCAGUACACCUGAAAAGGAGCAAGGAACUAGAAACUCUAAUUUAUUUUGUCAUAGAAAAAUGGGUGCAUCAAAUUCUGACAUUUGCAAUUAGAAGAAACUAAAUAUUUAGAUUGGGUAGAUAUUUUAAUCACCAGUUUUGUGGAAUAGCAAUUUGAGAACGAACAAUUUUCAUGCUUGCAUAUUUGCAACUUAUUUAUUCCUAACUGAAUGUUGCCAGCCUGUGAAGAUAUGGAGAAUAAAAUACCAUGAAUAAAUAUGCAACAGCCAUGAAGAGUCUGACCUAUGGAACUGAUGUAUGCUAUCUCCCCUAACCUAGAAAAAUAUCUGCUCAAGCAUUUGAUGUCCAAAAUAACUUCCCACAAUUGACAUCCUGUGGAUUUCCACACAAAUAAAGGCUUAAAAAUUCAUUACUGCUAUGUCAAUGCUUUGAGACUGUGGACUUUGGUUUAUCCUUCUUAUCAAUGAAAAAAAUGUAAACCGAAAAUAUUUUUGAAACACAAAUAAUGCAAUGUACUCAAAUUUCACUUUGCUGAUAGGAAUAUGUUGCUUAUUAUAUAUUUCACAUAGAUAUAGUUUUAAAUUUGUUUAGACACAAAACUGUUAUUUUAUCUUCCAAGUUGAGACUGCACUAUAUUGAUGUGAUGAAAGUUUCCACAGCACUGAAGAUUAGAUGUAGCAUUUGCUAUUUGCUGCAUUUUCAAACUGAAGGAAACUGAAAAUCAUUAAGUGUAUCUGAAACACAAUUUUUCUUGUAAAACACUUCCUUAAAGGUUAGUUUUCCUGGCAUCUUUAAAAUUAUCAUUGCUAGCCUUCACUGUAGGAUAUUUAACAGAGGAGUAUGAUGUCAAACAUCAGCAAACAUUCUUGUGUUUUUGUUCAUGACUUUCAUAAUCAAGGCCAUUAUCCUUAUGUGUAAAAUUUGUUGCACUAUGCUGAUUUUAGUGUAGAAUGUUAUAAUUGUAAAAUAUUACUCAGGGAAGUUACGUGCUCAAAUUACGAGUUGAGCUGUUUGAGGAAAAUUCACUUUUGGUUUAUCUGUUUUGCCUGGAUUUUGAAGAAGUAAUUUUUUGUAUCGCGAAUUGCUGUUCUUUCACUCCACCAUUUAGUUGAGUGAAAAAUAAGAAAAGGAUAGUUUAAAGUACAAAUGGUGUUGGAUCCUGCAGGUAACUAAGCUUGUGAGUUGCCCCAUUAAAUUUAAUGGAACUAAUUUGAAUAAAGGAUUGGUCGCUCGGGGUUUAAAUGAAUGUUUCAUAUUUCACUCUUUGGACUUGAUACACAGAAAUGAAAAGGAUGCACUAAACACAUUUCACAGUUACCACUCCAAAGAAUUUUCUUUAAGGUGGCGGUGAUUUUUUUUUUUUUUUUACUCAAAAAGGGGGGUUUGUUGCAGUUCCCUGGAAAUAAAGAGACUGUGAGACAUUAACUAUCAAUAUCCCCUUCUUAAUCAGCAUCAGAAACAAUCUUUUAAAAAGAAUGGGAGGAACAGAAAACAAGGUCCUACUGAGGCUGCUCUAAUGCUUCGAAGACUUUUUGUGUUGCACCUAGCUACCAUCAGGGUGGGUACAUUACAAAUCAGUAGAUAGCUGGUUGGAGACAGUAAACAUAGUUGGGUGGAGACCGUAAACAUUUUUUCCUGAAAAAUUACUCCAUACGCUAAUUCUCACUGUCAGUUUCCAUGCAAUUAUCAUCACAGUUUUCCUUUUUUAAAAGAAGUUGAAAUAAUAGUUAAAGUGAAUGAAGAGUUUAAAUCUCAGAAUUCUCAUCUGGCCUCCUUAAAUCUAAAUUUGCCUGAAUUAAUCUUUAGUUAAAUUAUCAGAAGUAGGAAGAAAUAACCUUCAGUUUAUUUGUUAAGAGCUGUGCCCAUUCACAAGAGUCUGGUGCACUGACAGCCACUACUAGGCAUAAGAGCAUCCAUUUAUUGCAGUCUCCUUAUAAUGUUUUUUCUUAUAUGCUAGUGAAUAUAUAUCCAAAGUGCCUUAGCCUCAAGAUUUAUUGUCCAUUUGAGAAGGCAUAGACAUAAAAAAACUAUUUUGCAAUGGGAUUGAAAAACUAUCAUCACAUAAUAUAUAUCUUUACUGUUGACUAAUAGCCUUUUCUGUAUUUCAAAAUAGAGUACAACUUUUGUAAUGUUUGUAAAAUAUUUCUUUUCCAUAAUUGCCAGGUUACUGAAAUUAUUAAUACAUUUGUAAAUUAAAGCACUCAUCUUUUUUCAAGUUGUCUAAUAAAACUGCCUAAAUGUAGAUGACACUCAA